This is a messenger RNA of Tricharina praecox, 1545 nucleotides long. RefSeq names its product 6-phosphogluconate dehydrogenase. The transcript is spliced from 6 exons. The record is from RefSeq and is a predicted model, not a curated record. Gene Ontology annotation, cellular component: mitochondrion. NCBI's taxonomy places the organism in Eukaryota, Fungi, Ascomycota, Pezizomycetes, Pezizales, Pyronemataceae. Gene Ontology annotation, biological process: L-valine biosynthetic process. Bases 173 to 1387 code for a protein of 404 amino acids. Gene Ontology annotation, molecular function: ketol-acid reductoisomerase activity.
UCGACUCGACUAGCGCCCUUUUGAUCCCCGCUCCAGUGGAACACGCAAAAUUUCUUUUCUUCCACACAGGUUUUUUUUUCGCAACUCGGGUUUUUCGUCCUCUUUCCUCCCUUCCCAUAACAACCCUUCCGUCUCCCUCCCAAUUCCACCCCCCCACAUCACAUACACAACAAUGGCCGCCGCUUCCCGUACCAUCUCCAGGGCUCUCCGCUCCAACCUCUCCCGCCAGGUCGUCCCCGUCGUCCAGAAGCGCGGCCUCGUGGUUGCUGCUACUGCCGCUAGGGCCACCGUUGCUGCUGUCCCUCGCUUGGGAAACCAGACUCGGGGUGUUAAGACCAUUGACUUUGCUGGAACAAAGGAGGUCGUUUACGAGCGCUCUGACUGGCCUCUGGAGAAAAUCCAGGACUACUUCAAGAAUGACACACUUGCGUUGAUCGGCUACGGAUCCCAGGGUCACGGCCAGGGUCUCAACCUCCGCGACAACGGCCUCAACGUCAUCAUCGGAGUCCGUAAGAACGGAGCUUCGUGGAACGAGGCCAUCCAGGACGGCUGGGUCCCCGGCAAGAACCUCUUCGAGAUGGACGAGGCUAUCUCCCGCGGAACCAUCGUCAUGAACCUUCUCUCCGACGCCGCCCAGUCUGAGACUUGGCCCGCCAUCAAGCCCCAGCUCAAGGGAAAGACUCUCUACUUCUCCCACGGCUUCUCCCCCGUCUUCAAGGACCUCACCAAGGUCGAGGUUCCCUCGGACAUCGAUGUCAUCCUUGUCGCCCCUAAGGGAUCUGGCCGUACCGUCCGCUCCCUUUUCAAGGCCGGAAAGGGUAUCAACUCUUCCAUCGCUGUCUGGCAGGAUGUCACCGGUAAGGCUCAGGAGAAGGCCAUUGCCCUCGGUGUCGCCGUUGGCUCUGGUUACCUCUACGAGACUACCUUCCAGAAGGAGGUCUACUCCGACCUGAUGGGUGAGCGUGGUUCUCUCAUGGGUGGUAUCCACGGUAUGUUCCUCGCCCAGUACGAGGUUCUCCGUGAGCGGGGCCACACCCCCUCUGAGGCUUUCAACGAGACCGUCGAGGAGGCCACUCAGUCCCUCUACCCCCUGAUCGGAAACUACGGAAUGGACUGGAUGUUCGCCGCCUGCUCCACCACCGCCCGCCGUGGUGCGCUCGACUGGACCAACAAGUUCAAGUCGGCCAUCAAGCCCGUGAUGAACGACCUGUACGACUCGGUCGCCAACGGUUCCGAGACCCAGCGCUCGCUCGACUACAACUCUGCCGCCGACUACCGUGCCAAGUACGAGACCGAGCUCGAGGAGAUCCGAAACAUGGAGAUCUGGCGCGCCGGAAAGGCCGUGAGGAGCCUGCGUCCUGAGAACCAGGGACAGGAGCAGAAAUAAAUUUGUUCGUGUGGCGCGUUUAAUGAAGGGUAUGGGUACGAGGGCAAUGUCGUGUAAAUUAUAUGCUUGUUUGUGAUCUGAUGUGAUGUGAGGCGGUGGAUGGGUCGGUGGAUGGAUGGGAAAAGUUUUGGGUUUUUCCUUCCUACUUACUUGCUACC